AUGGAUGUCCUGGUGACCGAGCUCAACGUUCUGCUGAAGCUGCUGGACAACGAGACUCUGAGCUUUCCUACUGAGGAGAAGAAGACCUCUGUUAGGAACCUGCUGAAACAACUACAGCCCACAGUGACAGAACCAGGCUACUUGUACAUGAACACGUCAGUCUACAGACAUGGCACCAGUUUUGUGGAAUCCCUCUUCGAGACCUUUGACUGUGACCUGGGGGAGCUGAAAGACAUGACAGAGGACCAGAAAGAGAAGCAGGACACACACACAGAGACACACACUAACACACACACAGAGACACACACAGAGACACACACUGACACACACACUGACACACACACAGAGACACACACUGACACACACAGAGAUGACACAAUACCAUUAAAACAGAGCAGUCCAGACUCCUUUCCCCCCCGCUCAUCAGAGACCCCUCCGCCCCUGCCCACCACCCCCCCUCCUGAGGCUUACUAUGAAGAGGCAGUUCCUCUCAGCCCUGGCAAGCAGCCAGAGUACAUCACCACCCGCGGGAGCUCCAGCCCUCCUGAUUCCAUAGAGGAUGGUUACUAUGAGGAUGCAGACAACAACUCUCCUUCUACCUGCAUCAACGGACGACAACGCAAAAACUCCUACAAUGACUCUGAUGCUCUGAGUAGUUCCUAUGAGUCGUAUGAGGAAGAUGAAGAGGAAAGGGGAGCAGGGCCAGGGUCCAGGCUGACUCACCACUGGCCUAGUGAUGAGAGCUCCAUGCUCCCUGUCAGAGACUGUAUGAUAUGUGCCUUCCUGCUGCGAAAGAAACGCUUCGGACAGUGGGCCAAGCAACUGACUGUCAUACGGGACAACAGGCUACAGUGCUAUAAGAGCUCUAAGGACGUGUCCCCGUAUGUUGACCUGCCCCUGCCCAUGUGCACUGUGGUCUACGCCCCUAAAGAGGGACGCAGGAAGAGACAUGAGCUGAGGUUCUCUCCCCCCAGUGGAGAGGCUCUGGUCCUGGCUGUGCAGAGCAGGGAGCAGGCACACAGGUGGCUCAGGGUGGUCCGUAAAGUGAGUCAGGGAAAAGGACCAGAAGAGUCCACUUCUCCCAUGAUGCCCAGAAAGACUGAGCUGGACAAGCGGCUGUCUGGUGAGACUACUAAGACCAUGUCAGACAGUGUUGGAGUGGCUACAGGAGAGAACAACAGGGACAACAGAGAGAAUGGUAAGGUGAAGCGGGGGGCUCUAGCAGCAGGUCGUAAGAUAACACGUAUCAUCAGUUUCUCCAAGAGGAAGAACCUCCCACCUGGCGACGCACGCCCCCCCUCCCCAGACACAGACCCUCGACGAGGAUACCUGUCUGUGUUGGUGAGCCAGGUAUGGCGGGACCAGUGGUGUUGUGUGUAUGGGGGUUCUCUCCACUUCCACCCUGACAGAGGAGACCCCCGGCCCUCCCUGGCCCCUCUACCCCUCAAUGGGUGUGAGGUGUUCCCAGGACUGGGCCCCAAACACCCCUUCGCCCUCAGGAUACUGAAGGGAGGCACAGAGGUGGCUGCAUUGGAGGCGUGUAGCUCUGAGGAGUUGGGACGAUGGCUGGGUGUUCUGCUGGUAGAGACAGGUACAGCCACAGAUCCAGAGUCACUACACUACGACUAUGUAGACGUGGAAACCAUCGCUAACAUCCAAGAUGCCGCGAGACACUCUUUCCUGUGGGCCACAUCUUCCAGUAGCACUUCUACUGACUCAAGGACGUACGACGAGGUUCCCUAUGAGGGAGAGCAGCCUGGCGAGGAUGGGGGCCCGAAGCAGAGGUUCAGUUUCACCAGCAGUGACUCCGGUAGGACCAAACCUGGUCUGGCCCUGAAACGCACGGGCUCCAACGCCAAUCAGUAUGGCCUCUAUGGAAAAACACGAGCAGAGGAGGACGCUAAACUCUUCCUGAGAGAGAAAGAACACCUGGAGAGAGAGAGGGAAGGGAUACGGACCACUCUGCUGACACUGAGACAAGAGAGGAGAGAGGUGAAGGAGAGAUUUAAGACUGCUACAGAGGAGCAGAAGGGCUCCCUGAGUGAGCGUGUGUCCCAGCUAGAGGAGACGUGCCGGGGGAAGGAGAGUGAGAGGGUGGACCUGGAGCUCCGCCUCACCCAGGUUAAAGACAACCUGAAGAAGAGCCUAGCAGGAGGGGCUCUGGGGGCACCUGGGGAGAGCAAACCCUCCAGCAAGGUGUAUAGCAGGCCCUACUACUCUGAGUCUAUACCAGUCAGCUGUGUCUCUGCGGCCCGUAUGAAACCUCCUGUCUACUCAACAUCUAAAAGAACAGUCAUGCAGAAAGCCAAGGAAUGGGAGUCAAAGAAAUGCACCUAAGGCAUAACGAUGUUAAGGAAAGAUUGGAGAUGAUUGGAGGAAUAUCAGAGGGAGGAUGUGUCUUUCAGAUUGUUGUAGAGAUGUGGGCGAAAUUGAAUAUUUGAGCCAGUGUACAGAAAGGAUAUGAAAUUAUACCUUAAUAAAUGACAAAGGGACAAUGAGCGAUUUAAGGUGAGAAUGUUCCAUAGAACAGGAAUGGAAGACAAUGGAGUUGGAAGAAAAACAGAGUGAUUUACUGUAUGUGAUGCGCUUUAAAGGGAUACUUCCAGAUUUUGUAAAUUAAGACUUUUUCCUAGCUCCAUGCUACUUGAACUUGUUCUGUAGAGUUCCAGUCAGUGCAUUUAAGCUGCAAAAAUGGCUCCAGAACCGCCCUUCAACUUUCUUCAAACUACACACAGAGACAUACAAUUGGUAUCCAUGAGUUCAUCUGACUCUCGGUAAGUAGAAAAAAGGGCUUAAUUGCCAAAAUCCGAAACUAUCCCUUUAACAUUGUUUUCCCCCUUUGCCUUAUCACCUCUGUCUGUACAGACAGAAGCAUCACCUCUAUCUGUACAGACAGAAGCAUCACCUCUGUCUGUACAGACAGAAGCAUCACCUCUAUCUGUACAGACAGAAGCAUCACCUCUAUCUGUACAGACAGAAGCAUCACCUCUAUCUGUACAGACAGAAGCAUCACCUCUAUCUGUACAGACAGAAGCAUCACCUCUAUCUGUACAGACAGAAGCAUCACCUCUAUCUGUACAGACAGAAGCAUCACCUAUAUCUGUACAGACAGAAGCAUCACCUAUAUCUGUACAGACAGAAGCAUCACCUAUAUCUGUACAGACAGAAGCAUCACCUAUAUCUGUACAGACAGAAGCAUCACCUCUAUCUGUACAGACAGAAGCAUCACCUCUAUCUGUACAGACAGAAGCAUCACCUAUAUCUGUACAGACAGAAGCCAUACCUACUGUUUUGUUUAUAGGAUGAUUUUUACACUGCACAAUGUUCCUUUUACCCUCAAAUUGAGAUGUACUUUAUAAACAGUAUGAUGACAAAUAAAAUUUUGCUAAUAAUGA
Molecule: messenger RNA, 3395 nt
Organism: Salvelinus namaycush (lake trout)
Lineage: Eukaryota; Metazoa; Chordata; Actinopteri; Salmoniformes; Salmonidae
Product: actin filament-associated protein 1-like 1
Exons: 17
Coding region: 1-2337 (778 amino acids)
Cellular component (GO): cytosol
Molecular function (GO): SH3 domain binding
Source: RefSeq, a predicted model, not a curated record